GACAGUGAGGAAGAGAUUCGCGAGGCUUUUCGGGUAUUUGACAAGGAUGGUAAUGGUUACAUCAGUGCUGCAGAGUUGCGUCACGUCAUGACAAACCUCGGCGAGAAGCUGACAGACGAAGAGGUGGAUGAAAUGAUCAGAGAAGCCGACAUAGAUGGUGAUGGUCAGGUGAACUAUGAAGGUAAGUUGCUUACUGUACCUCUCAGUGCCCACUGUAUUUCCCCCAAUUUUUGAGUCUAUUCAUCUGGUAACUCAACUAUAAUACAUCUACACA
This is a messenger RNA of Sinocyclocheilus anshuiensis, 274 nucleotides long. Its product is annotated as calmodulin-like. NCBI's taxonomy places the organism in Eukaryota, Metazoa, Chordata, Actinopteri, Cypriniformes, Cyprinidae. The record is from RefSeq and is a predicted model, not a curated record. The annotation marks the transcript as partial. Gene Ontology annotation, molecular function: calcium ion binding. The transcript has 2 exons.